Messenger RNA from Coccinella septempunctata (seven-spotted ladybird), 1964 nucleotides. RefSeq lists its product as uncharacterized. The record is from RefSeq and is a predicted model, not a curated record. Gene Ontology annotation, molecular function: hormone activity. The transcript is spliced from 6 exons. The coding region runs from base 432 to 1169 and encodes 245 amino acids. NCBI's taxonomy places the organism in Eukaryota, Metazoa, Arthropoda, Insecta, Coleoptera, Coccinellidae. Gene Ontology annotation, cellular component: extracellular region.
UCGUCCCAUGUGAUAUUAGGAAUCUAUACCGUGUGUUGCUGUUGUUUUCAUAUUUUUUUCAUUAAUGUAUGAUAUUUUACAUUCGUUCAAUUCACAAGGCCAAUUUCUUUGGACAUUCUGAAGAGACGAAGGAACGGACUUUUAGUUUGUGAAAAUUCCUACCGAAAUUCAAUUUUCAAUCGAAAAAUGAUGUUCUAAUCCUAAUAUCCCAAUAAUUUUUUGAUUAUGACAACACGUGUAUUUGCGAGAAGAGUAGCAGUGCUAUCGUUAAUUCCCAAAAAUCAGUGGGACGAAUGUUAUCGUCUGAUGUUUGAAAAUAAUUAUAGACAGAAGAAAAAUGAUCCAAAGCUAAAAAAGUGGUGUCACCUGGAGCCCUUUUCCAUAUAAAAGAUGCCGAAGAUACCUAAGCAAGUAUUCCAAAAGUGUUCAACAUGAAAUCCCAACUUUUAGUCACCGUUGUCGUAUGUGCCAUCUUUGCAUCUCGAUCAUCUUGUAGUCCAUACAAACACGAAAAUAGAGGUUUAUGUGGGACACGUUUGGUAGAAACAAUGGCCAUGGUUUGCAACUACCAUUACAAUGCACCAAUGAACAAAAAAUCAGUAAACUGGAACUUGGAGGAUGCAUCAGACUAUACAGAUGAUUACAGUCAAAAUUCCCUGAAUGGUGGAGUUUACCGAUGGUUCGAUAAUACUGAUGCCAAUUCUUUCAUACCAAUAAGACACCAAAGAGGAAUUGUGGAAGAGUGUUGCAAGAAGCCGUGCUCCAUUUCUGUUCUCCGAUCUUAUUGUUCCAAAAUGAAAAUCCUCCGAUUGAUCUGGUCCGUUGUUAUAAUAUUCAUAAGUGUGUCGCAUUGCCAAACAGAUCCCUUAGAAAUGCUAAGAAUCACAAAGAAGAAGUAUUGUGGGGAUAAUUUGUCCAAGACGCUCUCCACCGUUUGCAAAGGGGUUUACAACACUUUGACGAAGAAAUCAGAUGUGAUAAAGAAAGAAGGCUAUUGGACUCCCAUUUUCCGAUCAGAAUACGAUGAAGAAAGAUUUCCGUUCACAAGAAAAUCAAGAGCAGUCUCGAUGAUGAAAUUUCAUCAAAGGAGGAGAAAGAGAGGUGUGUUCAAUGAAUGCUGCGAAAAGGCUUGUUCCCACAGGGAACUCUCAUCUUAUUGUGCUCACUGAAAAGAGUCCUGGCAAACUUUGGAAGUCUCACUUAUGGCUAAACUAUUUAUCCCAGAAUAUGGGAGAUGCGAACGUUUUAAUUGUCUUGAUCGAAUGAGGUAGUGAGAGAAAUCUUUGAAUGUAGAGAAGAAUAGGGAAAAUGAUGAAACUUUUCUUGACAUGCACUUAAUCUAGAUAAUUCAAUUGAAACUUACGAAACGUGAUGAAUGGAAGAAUGUGAAUGACGAAAAAUAUCUCGAGGAUUAGAAAACACGAAUUAUUCUAAUAACUAGAUAUAAUUAUGAAUGGGAUAAUGGAGGGAUAUUGAAGACAUCAAUGAACUUAAUUGUAAAUUUUAAUUGGACUUUUCGAAAAACAUUGAAAAGAAAUUCAAAAUCGAAAUUGUACUACAUAAUAGUAUUAUAAUUAUUAUCAUAACAUUCAAUCAGAUCACUUCAGAUAGAAAAGUUGUUAUUUUUGUUGAUUUUUUACGUUCAUUUUAGAAUAUUGCCUAGUUAUUUAGAGGGAUUCAAUUCAUUUCAGUACGAUUUUCAAAAUAUAUCGAAAGCUGAAAUGGAUUAUGAUAUAUUACGUAAUGAUCAAAUUGAUUAUUAUUUAAUGGAGAUUGUGCUGUCAAUCUGUGUAUAUACGCUUAAGAUAAUUCGAAUAGUUGUAGUUAGUUUAAUUUAAUCUCUGUGGUCAUUUUGAUUUGUCUGUGUUAUCAAUUAUUUAAUUCUUAUUUGAAAUGGCCUUGUGAUAAAUAUAGCUUAAAUUUUACUACUCAAUAAUUGAAGAUGAAAUGGAAUGGAUUUCGAA